Molecule: messenger RNA, 846 nt
Organism: Oryza brachyantha (malo sina)
Lineage: Eukaryota; Viridiplantae; Streptophyta; Magnoliopsida; Poales; Poaceae
Product: ferredoxin-thioredoxin reductase, variable chain
Exons: 1
Coding region: 101-610 (169 amino acids)
Biological process (GO): photosynthesis
Source: RefSeq, a predicted model, not a curated record
GUCGCAGGUCAGUGUAGACAUCCACCUCGCCAAUCGCCAUCCACCCCCAACCUUCAGCGGCCUCGGCAACUCUUAUCCUCACGUGCACACCACCUGCUCGAUGCAAUUCCCCACACGGCCACCAACCGUGCCGAUGGCACCCGCCACCGCCACCGCCACCACCACCACCACCGCCGUGGCGUCCCCCAGCACCUCCUUCCGCCCCCUACGCCGCAGCCUCCUCCCCCCAACAACCAAGGCCGCUCGCUGCCCCCCGCCGCCGCGGUGCCGCGGGCGCCUAGGCACCGCGCGCCAGGUUGUCGCCGCUGAUGUGUCCUCGUCGCCCUCGGACGUGGCCGCCGAGGAGGCCGCCGCGGCCCCCAAGAUCGGCAAGCGCGUGCGCGUGAUGGCCCCGGUCCGCGUUCACCACGUCUCCAAGGCGCCGGACCUGGACCUCCGUGGCAUGGAGGGUGUGGUCAAGCAGUACGUCGGCGUCUGGAAGGGCAAGCGCAUCACGGCCAAUCUCCCCUUCAAGGUGGAGUUCGAGCUCAGGGUGGAUGGGCAGGACAAACCAGUCCGGUUCUUUGCUCACCUCCGGGAAGACGAGUUCGAGCUCGUCGGAGAUGAAUAGCCUAACAGGUCGCUCUUACAGAAUAAUGUGCUCUUGUGCUCUUGGCUGCGGAUGCAGAAUCUGUAUAUGAGAAGAAAAGAUUAAAGAGGGUGCGAGGAGAUCGCAAGUAAGUUGUUUGCUUACUUGUCUGCUCUUCCUCACUCUUUUGUAGUUCUGUUCAACAUCAACAUUUUGAUAUGUGAGAAACUGAGAAUGGUUGGGAUUAUGAGUUAUAACAAUUAUGAAUGAAAUGGUUA